CGGAGUGAGAAAUGACAGGCUGUUAGCAGUGGAAAGUCACUAUUUGUCAGUUGACAAGAAACUGGACAAUGGCUUAUUUCAAGAAUAUGGUUGUCAUCAAUGUCACCGCCUUGCCAAUGGUGCCAGUGGAGGAGGGCCUGCCACCGAGUGGGAAGCAGAAUGCCGCAAGGAAGGCUCUGGAAGGCCAUGUACCCUGCUCCAUCCACCAGGUGAACGAAAGGAUUGCUGGAGUGAGCCUGACCCCCAAGCCGCUGGACAACAUCCUGAGAACGGCAGAUAAGAAGCUGCUGGCCGAGCUCUACCACUACCCCCAGUUUAACGACUCCAAGCCGAAUGAGCUCCCAAAUGGGGUGGACUUCUGUGACAUGGUGGCCAAUGUGGUCCGGUCUGAGAGAAACCCCUUUACCGGCAAGUUUUUCUGUUCACAUAGAGACUUAGAGAAGUUUCUCUCUUCUCCUCCCGUACGAGCCAUGUGGCUGGAUAGCUUCUGGUGGAUCUUCCAUGAAAGGUACCAGCGAAACAGGGAGGUCCAGAACAAGCUGUUCGAGCGGAUAUCCCAGCAGUACGCUUCGCUGCUGUACCGUGGGGCCAGGCCCCACUCGGAAGAGGCUAUCUUAAAAAGGUUGCCAUCGCUUCUGAGUAAAGGCCUGUACACCAGCUUCAGUUCCUGCUUCCCACAGUCCUGGCUCAACACACACGAAUUCAAGUCUUACAUCUGUAACACCAUGAGCCUGUGGAUUUCAGGUAUAUAUCCCAGCCCACUGGGCUAUGACACUUGGGACUACUCGAACCUGGACCCAGAGAGAUUCCGGAGAGAAGGGUUAAUAUCGAGGAGAAGACGAUGGAGAAGGGGAAACAGAUCUACCAUGGCUGACCAACUCCCAAUUAUUAUUAUUAUUUUUUUUUUUGCUAAUAUUACUUUGACAGAUCAUGGUCAGACUCAGGCCUUGAGGAAAGCUACACAAGUCAAGAAAAGAUCGGAAGCAAGAAUAUAUGAGAAUAUGCUUCCUAAGAAGUCUCACCCUGCCUGCAAAAUCCCUGAGAUGUCUUCCAACCUCUUCAACAUUUACGGGAAGAGUCCUCUGGUUGUUCACUUCCUGCUGAACUACGCCACCCUGCGGCAUUGUGGCAGAGACGUGCUGAUGACCAGGACAGAAAUAACCAAGACCGUCCCUGAGUCCAGCCUGACCUACGCUGAUGUCAUCAACCUGACCCUGUGCAACAUGAAGAAGCGAAGGGACAACCUCCUGCAGCUGACCCAGUUCCGGUGCAAUGAAUGGAGCUACUUUGACGAGUACCUAGCGGAGCUGCAGGACAACUUCCUCAGGGAGACGAAGAAUUUAGACCAAAGAGAAGCCGAUAAAAAAAGGGCAAACCGCACAUUCAUCCCACCUUCAGCCUUUUAUGAGGAAACCCUGGAAAAGAAACCUAAAGCCGACCAGGAGAAGGAGACCGAAUUUCUUCUAAGAGAGAUGAGCAAGUCGAAAGCAAUGCAGAAAAAGACAGCCCCUCACCUUCUGGCCAAUCUGGAGGAAUCCUUGUCCAAGAACUGGGAGAACUUUCGGGAUGAAGCCUGCACAUGGGCUUAA
Messenger RNA from Myotis daubentonii (Daubenton's bat), 1589 nucleotides. It is a transcript of the gene FAM227A, whose product is annotated as family with sequence similarity 227 member A. NCBI's taxonomy places the organism in Eukaryota, Metazoa, Chordata, Mammalia, Chiroptera, Vespertilionidae. The transcript is spliced from 12 exons. The record is from RefSeq and is a predicted model, not a curated record. Bases 69 to 1589 code for a protein of 506 amino acids.